Molecule: messenger RNA, 192 nt
Organism: Arabis nemorensis
Lineage: Eukaryota; Viridiplantae; Streptophyta; Magnoliopsida; Brassicales; Brassicaceae
Source: the annotation of a GenBank genome assembly
AUGAGCGCACAUUACCGCUCUCCUCUGGGCUAUUAUGCGCUUCAGCUAGAAAGGUCGUCAGAUGCUUUAUACUCUGUUUAUCAGGGUGCAAUGUCUAACGUUAACCAUGUCAUUCAGACAUUAAAAGAUCUCGCUCAUGCUGUCUUACCGCACAAGGAAGUAGUGGAUAAAGAUGGUGCAAAGGCUGAAUAG